AUGGCUUCCUUUCACAGCCAUUUCUUGGUUAUAGUUUCUAUUCUUUCUCUUCUAGCCUUUUCUAGCAAUGCACAACUUUCUCCCACCUUUUAUGCCACAACUUGCCCCAACCUUCAAACCAUAGUGCGCACUGCAAUGAGGCAAGCUAUUGCCAGAGAAGCUAGGCUUGGUGCCUCUAUUCUUCGCUUGUUCUUUCAUGAUUGCUUUGGGUGUGAUGGAUCAAUCCUAUUGGACGACACUGCUACAUUCACCGGAGAGAAAAAUGCAGCACCUAACAGAAAUUCAGCGAGGGGCUUCGAAGUUAUUGACACCAUUAAAACCAACGUUGAAGCUGCUUGCAAUGGCACUGUAUCUUGUGCUGAUAUUCUAGCACUUGCCACAAGAGAUGGAAUAGUGUUGCUAGGAGGACCCUCAUGGACAGUUCCCCUUGGAAGAAGAGAUGCAAGAACAGCAAGCCAGAGUGCAGCCAACAGCCAAAUCCCUUCACCAUUCUCAGACCUCCCCACCCUCAAAUCCAUGUUUGCAGCCAAAGGCCUGACCGCAAGUGACCUAACCGUGCUCUCAGGAGGCCACACAAUAGGCCAAGCCCAGUGCCAAUUCUUCAGGACUCGCAUAUACAACGAAACCAACAUUGAUCCCAACUUUGCCACCACAAGAAAGGCCAAUUGCCCUAUCUCUGGAGGGAACUCCAACCUGGCCCCUCUUGACACCCUCACCCCAACCCGUUUUGACAACAAUUACUACGCUGACCUUGUCAACCGACGUGGCCUUCUCCACUCUGACCAGGUGCUUUUCAAUGGUGGGUCUGAAGAUGCCCUUGUAAGGACCUAUAGUGGCAAUAAUGCUGCCUUUUUCAGGGACUUUGCUGCUGCCAUGGUGAAGAUGGGCAACAUUAGUCCUCUCACUGGGACCAGUGGGGAGAUCAGAAGGAAUUGCAGGGUGGUGAAUUGA
Molecule: messenger RNA, 951 nt
Organism: Sphenostylis stenocarpa
Lineage: Eukaryota; Viridiplantae; Streptophyta; Magnoliopsida; Fabales; Fabaceae
Source: the annotation of a GenBank genome assembly